Molecule: messenger RNA, 1291 nt
Organism: Manihot esculenta (cassava)
Lineage: Eukaryota; Viridiplantae; Streptophyta; Magnoliopsida; Malpighiales; Euphorbiaceae
Product: elongation of fatty acids protein 3-like
Exons: 1
Coding region: 142-1008 (288 amino acids)
Biological process (GO): sphingolipid biosynthetic process; very long-chain fatty acid biosynthetic process; fatty acid elongation, monounsaturated fatty acid
Cellular component (GO): endoplasmic reticulum membrane
Molecular function (GO): fatty acid elongase activity
Source: RefSeq, a predicted model, not a curated record
UAGGCAGUCCUCCAGUUUUCAACCAGAAAAAGAAACAAAAGAGACGCCGCCGUGGAUGACUUCACAACCACCACUCCCAGGGCGGUGCUCCUCCUCUUCCGAACCUCUCCCCAACCGUCCCAUCCUUCCUACUCGGUGCUAAUGGACUCCAUCUUUCAAAAGCUAACCUACUAUCUCUCCGAGCAUCCCUCCAUUGUCACUUUCCGGUGGAAUCACACCCAAUCAUGGGGCUCAACCUGGUCAUUCCUCUUCUCCUCCAUCAUCUUAUACCUAGGAUUCUGCGCACUUGUCCAUGUUUUCUUGUCUAUUCUUCUCCGUCGCGGCCGUGCCGUCCCUCUUGGUCCAAUCCCUGCCUUUCAUAGCCUCUCCAUGGCGUUAAUUUCAGCCACUAUUUUCGCCGGUAUUCUCCUUUCAACCAAGGCAGAGAUUCGAGAGACCCGAUGGUUUUGGCGGCGAUCGAAGACUCCAUUCCAAUGGCUCCUCUGUUUUCCUCUUGGAACACGCCCUUCGGGUCGGGUUUUCUUCUGGUCAUACAUGUACUAUCUCUCUCGUUUUCUCCACACGUUCCGCACUUUGUUCUCUAUUUUGAAACUACGUAAACUAGCAUUCUUUCAGCUUUUCAACAACUCAAUAUCGAUCUUUAUGUCAUUCUUGUGGCUUGAAUUCUCGCAAUCAUUUCAAGUGUUGGCAAUUCUGUUGGCUACUCUGGCUUACUCUGUGGUUUAUGGGUAUAGAUUUUGGACGGCAAUUGGUUUGCCCAGCGCUUGUUUCCCUUUUGUAGUGAAUUGCCAAAUGGUAUUGUUGAGUUGCAACCUCGCUUGCCAUGUUGGGGUGCUUUUGCUUCACUUUAUGAAAGGAGGGUGUAAUGGAAUUGGGGCCUGGCUCUUCAAUUCAGUGCUUAAUGGAGCUGUUCUUUUGUUGUUCUUGAAUUUUUAUAUCAAGAUGCAUUUGGGAAACAAGAAUAAGGAGAUAAAAUCAUCAUCAUCAACAGCAGAAUCCACCGAUUAGAGAGGAAGGAGUUUUCUAUUUGUUUGUAUAGUGGAUAGCCGAAUAACAGGAGGGCAAGGCCUAAACCCUUCUUCCCACAAAGGGAAAACAGAGGAGGUGAAUUUUUUUUUUUUUUUUUUUUUGCCGAAGUAAAAGGUAAUACAAGGACAUUUUGUCUUGUCAAGGUGAGCUUUUCUUCUUCUCGUGUUUAUGAUUAGAUAGAAAAUGUUUGGUAUACAUACUAAAAAAAUGAUGUUUAUAUAUUAGCAAGUUGAUAAUUAGUUGAAUAUAGAAUUAUUAGGUA